Messenger RNA from Sinocyclocheilus anshuiensis, 1958 nucleotides. RefSeq lists its product as uncharacterized. The record is from RefSeq and is a predicted model, not a curated record. The transcript has 11 exons. Gene Ontology annotation, molecular function: O-methyltransferase activity; oxidoreductase activity, acting on the CH-OH group of donors, NAD or NADP as acceptor. NCBI's taxonomy places the organism in Eukaryota, Metazoa, Chordata, Actinopteri, Cypriniformes, Cyprinidae. The coding region runs from base 200 to 1708 and encodes 502 amino acids.
GUCUGUGCACGCACACGUGAGAAAGCUGCACACACUGAAACGGUCGGAGCGGUGCACUGACUGCGAAUUCGUUACCUUGUGUAAGUUUGUGACGUGAUCAUUUGCAUAACGUUUAUCCUUGUAAGGUGGGUUAAAUGGGCAUGUGCAACGGGGAACACGGCCAACACAACCCUCCCAAUUGAGGCUACUAAGAUUCGCUAUGCAGGCAGCAAAAGUUUCAGACACUCCUGUGGAGUUUGUCGUUGAGUACCUGCUGAAGGCUAAAGAGAUCGCAGAGAAUAAUGCAAAUGUUCCCGCUGAGCUGCGUGAUAAUCUUCAGAAGGCCCUGGACAUCGCUUGUGGAUUGGAUGGUUACCUUGAACAAAUGAGCAGCCAGGAAAGUGAACCGUUGGCUGAGUUGUAUAGGAAAUCAAUUUCUCAUGACUGGAAUAAGGUACAUGAGGAUGGAAAAACCUUAUUCAGGCUUCCUGUUACAUGCAUCACUGGACAGGUAGAAGGUCAGGUAUUAAAGAUGCUGGUCCAUAUGAGCAAAGCGAAGAGGGUCUUAGAAAUAGGAAUGUUCACAGGAUAUGGGGCCUUGUCAAUGGCGGAGGCCUUACCAGAGAAUGGCCAACUUAUUGCCUGUGAGCUCGAGCCUUACCUGAAAGACUUCGCACAACCUAUAUUUGACAAGUCUCCCCAUGGUAAAAAGAUAACUGUGAGGACAGGACCUGCUAUGGAUACCCUGAAGGAAUUAGCUGCCACGGGAGAGCAGUUUGACAUGGUUUUCAUUGACGCAGACAAACAUAACUACAUCAACUAUUACAAGUUCCUCCUGGACCAUAACCUGCUGCGGAUAGAUGGUGUUAUAUGUGUAGACAACACAUUGUUUAAAGGGAGAGUUUAUCUCAAGGACUCAGCAGAUGAUUUCGGGAAAGCCUUGCAAGAUUUUAAUCAAUUUGUCACAAAUGAUCCUCGAGUAGAGCAGGUCAUUAUUCCUCUGAGAGAUGGCCUCACUAUAAUACGAAGAGUGCCCUACAUACCACAGCUGAAGAGCACAGUGACCUAUGAUGAGGUUUUCCGAGGAGUUCAAGGGAAGCAAGUGCUGGACAGGUUACGUUUGGAUGGAAAAGUGGCCUACGUGACCGGGGCCGGUCAGGGCAUCGGCAGGGCCUUCGCACAUGCUCUUGGAGAGGCUGGAGCCAAAGUCGCCAUCAUAGACAUGGACAAAGGAAAGGCAGAGAUUGUGGCCCAUGAACUGACUUUGAAAGGUACUUUCAUGUUCCUGUACUUCAGGCAGUGUUCACAUUUGUCUCUUCUCUCCCUCAAAUUACCACCUCAGGCGGCCGGUCAUGUCAUGCUGAAGCAAGGAUACGGCAAGAUAAUCAACACAGCUUCCAUGGCCAGUUUAAUAGUGCCGCAUCCGCAGAAGCAACUGUCCUAUAACACAUCCAAAGCUGGGGUGGUAAAGCUCACGCAAACCUUGGGCACAGAGUGGAUCGACCGAGGCGUUCAAGUCAAUUGCAUCUCCCCUGGUAUUGUUGACACCCCUCUCAUCCAUUCAGAGAGUCUGGAGCCUCUAGUUCAGCGCUGGCUGUCAGAUAUCCCAGCCGGACGACUGGCUCAAGUGACAGACCUCCAAGCUGCAGUGGUAUACUUGGCAUCUGAUGCCUCUGACUACAUGACAGGGCAUAACUUAGUCAUAGAGGGUGGUCAGAGUCUGUGGUAGAGAAAGUUUGCCUCUUGGAUUUUGUAAUACACUCUCACCCAGUGUUCCUUAAGGAUACUGAGUCACUAACUUGAUUUUAAUGAUGCAGUACAUCGGUGAAGGUAUGUACUGUACAUUUUAAGUAAUCAACAGGUCCACAAACUUUUUUAGUGUGUAGUGUCUCAAUUGUAAGCAACUCUACUUGUGCGUUAACUAAUGCAUUUUGUACGAGGUUUUUACAUGUAAACACUUUUACAAUAAACAUUAACUU